This is a messenger RNA of Scomber scombrus (Atlantic mackerel), 1971 nucleotides long. RefSeq names its product leucine-rich repeat-containing protein 17-like. Gene Ontology annotation, molecular function: protein binding. The record is from RefSeq and is a predicted model, not a curated record. Bases 427 to 1821 code for a protein of 464 amino acids. The transcript is spliced from 7 exons. Gene Ontology annotation, cellular component: plasma membrane. Lineage: Eukaryota; Metazoa; Chordata; Actinopteri; Scombriformes; Scombridae.
CUCCUUCAGGUCUCUGUUCAUUCGCUCUGAGCUCUGACUGAACAGAGUACAAAUGGUGUGCAGCCAGAAACAAGAGGAGACACGUGCAAGCAGAGACGAGUGGCUGGAUUUAUCCAAUGCGAACUGAACACUAAACUUUUGGAUUUUCAGUAGGCAAAAAUCUGUGAGCUGGCCAGAUUGUCAUAUAUACCCAGAGGAGACUAACUACUGACCUGAGUGCAGCCGGACAGGUUGAGGUGGAUGAGAUUGUGGCAGCCCUUUCCUGUGUUCAGGCUCGGCAGCAGCUGCGUUCCAUCAACAACAACACUGUUGCCCUUUGACCCAUCACUUCUGUUUCCAAGUCUGUUUGUCAUAAGGUUGUAAUCCCAAACUCCUGCUUGGGCUCUAGCUCUUCUUACUGAAAAGACAUUCCCCGCAGGGCUCAGGAUGCGUGUAACCUCCUCUCUCCUCUUUGCCUCCCUGCUCCUCCUGCUGUUCCCAUCCACCGAGACGAAAAGAUCGGGAAAGGGAAGAGGCCUCAGAGGAGUCCGACACAAACUCACACGGGACAGGGUAAGAGGUGGGCGUCACAGUCGAUCGGGCCCCGACAGACUUGGAGCACCUAACUGUUUAGAGUUGACAGAAUCUGGAGAUGUUUUUGUGGACUGUCAAGACCAGCGCCUCAACUCCAUCCCCGCCUCGCACACUUGGUUAAAAAAACCCAAACACCUCCUUUUAGCCCGCAACCGGAUUAAAGUCCUCCAUGACGGGGUCUUCUCUGGUUAUGAGAGUUUAACCAGUCUGGACCUGCAGCAGAACAAGAUCUCCUUGGUGGAGGAGGGGGCCUUUGAAGGUCUGACACACCUUACAACCCUGCUGCUACAGCACAACCGCCUAGGUACACUUAAUGAGGAGGCUCUCAUCCCCAUGCCAAAUCUACGUUACCUGCGUCUAUAUGAUAAUCCCUGGAAUUGUCUCUGCUCAAUGGAUAGUCUGGUACGCACCAUUCAGGUCCCAAGCAAUCGUAAUCUGGGAGUUCAUGCCAGGUGUGCAGAACCAGUCAAGCUAAGAAGCAUGAAGUUGAAGCAAGUGAACCCUGAGUUACUGUGUAAGGAGAUGGACCAAAAUGACGAAUCGCAGAACGAAGACACAGAUCACAUUGUCCCUAUAGAGCCCAUUCCAAUUCGCACCAAGCCAGAUGCCACCACAUCCUGCCACAUCUACCUUUUCCCCCAAAUACGCAUGGACUGCAGUGGGCGAGGUCUAACCACGGUGCCUUCAGGCAUUCCAGACGAUGUUGUUCACAUAGAUCUGUCUCAUAAUUCAAUCCAUCACCUCAAAGCCAGAGACUUCCAGGCUGCGAGGAGCCUGAGAACGCUUAACCUCAGUAAUAACAACAUGGAGCACAUUGACACAGCUUCCCUGUUUGGGCUCCUGCACCUGAAUGAGCUGGAUCUGUCUAGCAACAACCUGCAUUUUGUCAUGUACGGGGUUCUUGAAGACCUUUACUUCCUGUCACAGCUGAAGCUGGGAGGAAACCCCUGGAUGUGUGACUACAGCAUCCACUACAUGGUGUACUGGCUGCGUCUGCACCCACGGGUGAGGCACUCUGGCCUGCUAUGUCACUCCCCUCUUGAAAAUGCUGGUGAGAGCGUACAGGAGUACGUUAAUUCCUACAAUAGAGAGUGCCCUAAGGACAGACAACACAACAGAUCAGAUCAAGACCAAACAGACCCUGAGCUUUGGAACACACCUCUGGAAGCUCAGGCAGAGCUGGAGGAGGAGCUGGAGCCGAGCCACUUGAGAGCGCCUCAGAGACACCACAUCAUCAGACUGGCCUGAUUCAAGUGAAUAUAUGAACUAAAAUUUGACUUCUUUCAAUUCCCUUCUUUUAUUUCCUUUCAGUUUUGUAAAACAGUCUGUAUCAGAUGGAAAAAAUACCUUUAACAGUGUUGUUUUUAUGUUUUGUUAAUAAAAAUGUAGGAAUGAUCA